Molecule: messenger RNA, 810 nt
Organism: Endocarpon pusillum Z07020
Lineage: Eukaryota; Fungi; Ascomycota; Eurotiomycetes; Verrucariales; Verrucariaceae
Exons: 3
Coding region: 1-810 (269 amino acids)
Source: RefSeq, a predicted model, not a curated record
AUGAAGACUGUUGUUGGUCAUGCCUGGCUGUACGCCCUAAUGGUCUUCAAGACCCUUGCCAACCCUCUUCGCGAUCAGGGCCAGUCCGUCCUCAUUGAUGGCCAAUUGAACCCCUCUACCGAUGGUUCCCUGCAAAGCGAUUGCUCUGCAUCGAUUGGCGCCAAAAUUACUGGUGAGAACAUCCAUGCGGUAGCCAGCAUAGACUGUGUCAAUGCAGUUGGAUCUUCAGAGAAGAUUGCUAGUUUUGAGCCUAUUGUUGUGGAUGUAGGCAGCUCCGUCGAUAUCCAAGUGCUUAGCUCAGGCUAUGAUUCAUGGACAGUCACUCAGGGUGAUGGUUAUGAUGGACGCGAUGGACGUGAUGGACGUGGUGGCCAUGAUUACCAUGACCACCACGAUCACGAUCACGAUCACGACCCGCCUCGUAACGGUCACCACAAGACCAUAACAGUCACGAUGACUAUCACCUCGAUUUUAACCUCAACUACAACCUCGGUUAAGACCACCACGGAAAGUCCCUCGACUAUCACCUUACCUGCCUCUACGAUACAUCUUCCACCAGUCACAGUCACAGAGUCAGAGACCGUAACGCAGCCGGCUGAAACUGUGACUUCAUGCCCUAGUCUUCCACAACCUACGUACCCUGGAUCUUGUCAACCGUUGGCUCCAUAUACUGCGACGUUCGAAGGGGUCGAACACGCUGACGAUCUGUGGAGUACCAGCGGAUAUAAAGGAGUCCAAUAUGCUUUGGGGAUGGGCAACUGGAGACUUGUCCCUUUCGGUGAUACCGGCAGGGCCAUCCAAAUCAUUUAA